UUUGUAGCCAUUCAGCAGCCUGGCGCCGCAGAGAGCGCACUGAGCCAGAACCUGCAGAACGUCGAUUCACAGCGCAGGUACACAAGGAUACGGUUAGGCGGCAUCCGCAGGCAGUAGGGCUGAUCUACCGACGAAUCCGUAUGGUUUAUACCCGCACAUCGCCGUUCUACUCUGGAUCUCCUUUGCGGAACCUAGAAGUGGAGGAGCGUUAGCGUUUGGAGUCGUGGAGUUAUAUAAGAGCGGAGGAAGCUUCCGCGCCGUCGCAGGGCCAGUGUGACUCAUUGAUAAAUAACACGGACUCUCUCUGGCCAGAUGCAUGAAUGAGCGCCAGUGUGGGCAACACGCAUCGGGGAAAUCACUGAUUUUUAUGAACCCGCUUCAAACGCGCCAGACACCGAGCUGGUUUCUGAUUUGUACUUUUAUUUCUUUUUUAUCCUCACUUGCAACUGUUGUUGUGGAUCGGGUAGACUAAAAAUAAAACCGUGGACAGAUUUUUUUUUUUUAAAUUUUUUGGUUGCCUUGCCUUCAACCAUAAUCUCCUUUUCUGAAAUCAUCCGACUCCUGCCUAUAAAUGCUUGACAAGCUCAAGCCCGUCGUCCAGCUCGACUCGGUAAUGGCGAUCAGCAAGACGGUGGGCUGGCUCCGGGAGCAGCUGGAGACGCGCAGGGACGGCCUGCUGGUCAUGGACUGCCGGGCCCAGGAGCUCUACGACUCGUCGCACGUCGAGACGGCCAUCAACGUGGCCAUUCCGAGCCUCAUGCUCCGCCGGCUCAAGAAAGGCAACCUGCCCGUGCGCUCGCUGCUCUCCAACGGGGAGGACCGAGAGAGGUUCGUGCGCCGGUGCAAGACCGACACCAUCGUACUUUACGACGAGUACAGCCGGGAGUGGAACGAGAACGUGGACGGGGGCUCCGUGUUGGGUUUACUGCUGAGGAGGAUGAAGGACGAAGGCUACAAGGCCUAUUAUCUGGAGGGGGGUUUCAGUAAAUUUCAGGCCGAGUAUCCUGCGCUCUGCGAAACCAACCUGGACGGCUCCUCCAACAACAGCUCCCCCACCGCCCAGGUGUUGGGCCUCGGGGGUCUGCGAAUCAGCUCCGACUCGUCGGACAUCGAGUCGGACAUAGACCGGGACCCCAGCAGCGCCACGGACUCUGACGGCAGCCCAUUGUCGAACCCGCAGCCCUCCUUCCCCGUGGAGAUCCUGCCGCAUCUGUACCUAGGCUGCGCCAAGGACUCCACUAACCUGGACGUGCUGGAGGAAUACGGCAUCAAGUACAUCUUGAACGUGACUCCAAACCUGCCAAACCUGUUUGAGAACGCUGGGGAGUUUAAGUACAAGCAGAUCCCCAUCUCUGAUCACUGGAGCCAGAACCUCUCACAAUUCUUCCCAGAGGCCAUCAGCUUCAUUGAUGAAGCUCGAGGUCAGAAGUGUGGCGUGUUGGUCCACUGCCUCGCCGGAAUCAGCCGUUCUGUGACUGUGACAGUGGCCUACCUGAUGCAGAAGCUCAACCUCUCCAUGAAUGACGCCUACGACAUCGUCAAGAUGAAGAAAUCUAACAUCUCCCCCAACUUCAACUUCAUGGGGCAGCUCCUGGACUUUGAGCGCACGCUCAGCCUCAAGAGCCCGUGCGACAACCGUAUGGUGGUGCCCAGCCAGCAGCUCUAUUUCACCACUCCCACCAACCACAAUGUCUUCCAGCUGGACCCUCUGGAGUCCACGUGAGGACACGUUCAUGUCCCAACCCUGUCUUUUCUGGAGGUUUUGUGAGCCUCCUGUUGGAAAAGCUGCAAAAAGUUUCUCUUUUUUGGUCAUCUGCCAUGCCAGGCUCAUGAUGUUAUUGAUACAGCUGGUUUUGGGCGACAGCUGCUGAGCGUGGUUACUGGAGGGCUGUGUGGCCGAGACUCAGCUUCUCUGGA
Sphaeramia orbicularis (orbiculate cardinalfish) is the source of this 1917-nucleotide messenger RNA. It is a transcript of the gene dusp6, whose product is annotated as dual specificity phosphatase 6. The record is from RefSeq and is a predicted model, not a curated record. The transcript is spliced from 3 exons. Gene Ontology annotation, molecular function: MAP kinase tyrosine/serine/threonine phosphatase activity; MAP kinase tyrosine phosphatase activity; protein tyrosine/threonine phosphatase activity. NCBI's taxonomy places the organism in Eukaryota, Metazoa, Chordata, Actinopteri, Kurtiformes, Apogonidae. Gene Ontology annotation, cellular component: cytoplasm; cytosol. Gene Ontology annotation, biological process: negative regulation of ERK1 and ERK2 cascade; peptidyl-tyrosine dephosphorylation; positive regulation of apoptotic process. Bases 572 to 1723 code for a protein of 383 amino acids.